Messenger RNA from Coregonus sp. 'balchen', 13075 nucleotides. NCBI's taxonomy places the organism in Eukaryota, Metazoa, Chordata, Actinopteri, Salmoniformes, Salmonidae. The record is from the annotation of a GenBank genome assembly.
AUGCCACUUGGUAUGUCUCUGAUCUCAACUCUGCUCGUCUUCCUCCUGGUCACCACCUCAUGCUCCCUCGCUGUCCGCACUUAUCCCCGCUUCUCCAGAAAUGAUACUUCCUUUGAGCACCUGGUCCUGCACCCAGACCCCUCUGUGGGCACAGUCUACGUGGGGGCCAGGGACCACCUCUUCCAACUGGACGGGCUGGACGGCCUACGUCUGGAGCAGGAGGAGGGGACCGGCCCAGUGACUGAUAGUAAGGAGUGUCUUCCCCCUGUCACCGAGGCCAACUGUCCCCAGGCCCGGCGCACCUCCAACCACAACAAGCUGCUCCUGGUGGACCCCUCAGCCAUGGAGCUCAUCACCUGUGGUAACGUCCACCAGGGCACCUGCCAGAAGCGCAGCCUUGCCUCUGUGAAGGAGGUGCUGUUCUCCACAGAGAGGCCGGUGGACACCCAGUACGUGGCGGCCAACGACCCGGGGGUGUCCACGGUGGGGCUGGUGGUUGGGCCCCGAGGCGGGGAGCGGGCCGUGCUCUACGUGGGCCGUGGUUACACAAGCAGCCAUCCGCCCAUCUCCACACGGCAUCUGGCCCAUGAGCCUGUGUUCUCAUACGACGAGACUGCCAAGCUGGCCGUGGCGGGAAGGCUCUCGGAGUACGACCACCAUUUUGUAGCUGCCUUCGCUCGCCGUGGGCAUGUGUACUUCUUGUUCUAUCGCCGUGACAUUAAGGCUGUGUCGCGGGAAUACCGUACGUAUGCUGCCCGUGUGUGUCUGGAUGACACCUCCUACUACUCCUAUGUAGAGGUACCCCUGGUGUGUCACUCCUCCUAUACCUCCUCCCCAGAGAGGAACUACAACCUCCUGCAGGCGGCCCAGGUGGGUCAGGGGGGCGGCAGAGAAGGGGAGGCUCUGCUCGGGGUCUUCUCCACCCGGGCCAGCUUCUCCAACGGGCCCUCAGACGACUCGGCUCUGUGUGUGUACCCCCUGGACGAGCUGGACAGACACAUCGAUUCCACACGAGACAUGUGUUACACGCUGGAUGGCCGGGUGGAGGGAGGAGGGGAGGUGGCCUACAUCGAGUACGAGGUCAAGUCCAGCUGUGCCAACUUACCCACGGUAAGGUAUUCAGGGGAGCAGAUGUUGUAAACCUUUCACAUGAUUCCUCUGUUUCAUCAGAAUGAAAGAAAUGUCAAUGUAGUUCUCCACUGCUCAAUGCUAUGCAUUUGCCUUGUUUUUCCUAAGGUCAGGGUACUACCAAUGGAAUGCCUUAUAAUCUAGUUCAAUCCCACUUGUUCUCUACCUUGGCCGAUGUAAUGCUUAUUGGACUAGAUCCAUGCUUAAAGCAGAACAGCCGUAGAGAGAGGAAGGCCAAUGAUUCAUGAAGAGCCUUAACGAGCCCUGUGUCAAACAGCCAAGAGAUCCCUGAUGCCUGGGAGUGAAGUAGCCACGCAGGCUUAUGAACCCGGGAUGACCCCCAGCCUCCAGUCUGGGCCCGGAGCCCGGAGCUCAUCAAGCCUGCUUGCCCUGUAGCCCGGGGCAUUUUAAUAAAACAAACUGUCCCGACUCAGCUAUCGGACUGUUAAAUGAAGGCUGACAAGGAUGGGGAGGAGCGCUUUGAAGUCCAACGAGACGGACAGAUGGAUUGGAACAGAAAGUUAAUUUGGUAAACAAUGCGCUUUAAAGGAAACAAGCCCUGGAACAAAAUACAUCCCAAUUUACUGGAGUUGAGCUGAAUACUUAUUGGUAGGGAUUUAAGGGUGUUACCAAAAUCAAAGGAGCAAGAUUGCAACCUUGGUAUGCUUCCAAUCUAAUCUAAUAUUAAUCCUCUUAUAAAAACUAAGAGGAUUGGUUAGACUGUGAGUCAAUGGUGUGAAAGGAAUAUUUCUGAAUGGAAGUAAUACUGUUGAAUGACUAACCAGGUUCCAGUGAUAAUGUGAACGGAACAUUCUCUGAGAGAAGUGUAUUGUUUGUUCUCUGUGUUCCAGAACACCCUGAAGGCUUAUCCCUGUGGCUCUGACCACACCCCCAGUCCAAUGGCCAGCAGGGUACCCAUAGAAGCUGAGGCGGUAUUGGACAGCCCGUCCGCCCGUCUCACUGCUGUGGCUGUCAGUGUGAGGGCAGGGCACACAAUUGCCUUUUUAGGAGACUCUAAAGGGAAUUUGCACAAGGUAUGCCAAGUUACAGUAGGUCAUGAUGCAUGUUUCAGUUAAUACAUGAGAUUUAGAUCAAGAUAGCAGUGUUUCAGACAUACUUCUACUCAAAUGGAGCUGGACAUCGUCUAAAAGCGUUGUUAAAGCCAUAGCCAGGGCCAGGGGGAGGUGGGGGAGCCCUCCUCAGCCCUCCUCUCCUCAGCCCUCCUCCCCUCAGCCUUCCUCAGCCCUCCACCCUCAGCCCUCCUCCUUCAGCCCUCCUCUCCUCAGCCCUCCUCCACAGCCCUCCUCCUUCAGCCCUCCUCUCCUCAGCCCUCCUCCUUCAGCCCUCCUCUCCUCAGCCCUCCUCCUUCAGCCCUCCUCUCCUCAGCCCCCUCCUCUCCUCAGCCCUCCUCCUUCAGCCCUCCCUCCUUCAGCCCUCCCUACUCUCUCACGCCCCCUCUCCUUCAGCCCUCCUCCUUCAGGCCCUCCUUCUCCUCAGCCCUCCUCCCUUCAAGCCCUCCUCCUUUUCAGCCCUCCUCUCCUCAGCCCUGCCUUCCUUCAAGCCCUCCUCCUUCACCUUCAGCCCCUCCCUCUCCCAGCCCUUAUCUCCUUCCAAGCCCUCAUCCUUCAGCACAUUCCUCUCCUCAAGCCACUCCUUCCUUCAGCCCUCCUCCUUCAAGCCCUCUCCUCUUCCUUCAGCCCUCCUCCUUCAGCCCUCCUCUCCUCAGCCCUCCUCCUUCAGCCCUCCUCCUUCAGCCCUCCUCUCCUCAGCCCUCCUCCUCAGCCCUCCUCCUUCCAGGCCCUCCUAUCCUCAGCUCAUCCUCAGCCCCUCCUCCUUCAGCCCUCCUCUCCUCAGCCCUCCUCCUUCAGCCCUCCUCUCCUCAGCCCCAGACAGAACAGGACAGAGGGCUUUGAGUCCCUCAGCAUAUAGCCCACUGAAGUUACCCAUUUUAAAGGGAAUAUCUCAUCGCUGUACACCAAAUUCCACAACCAGCAUUCAGACACACACACAUGUGCAAAUGCAUGUGUGAACACACAUGCACACACACACACACACAUAUACACACACACACACAAUGUGGGUACCACCUGCAGGUUUCUAAACCAUUGUGUCAGCUCGCUAAGAUGUUCUGAGAGUCCACUUGACAAACCAAAGAGAUUCCUACUUACAGCACUGUGAUCACUGGAGGUUAAUGGAGGCCAUCAUCAAAUCUAUGCUAAUCUCAUUAAACUCAGGUAACUUGAGAGUUUGAGGGCUUAUGAUUCACUUAGGAAAAGGUGUCUUGGUAUCCUCCAGAUUAGAUUUACUGACUGACAAUCAAAUUAACUGUUCUCUUUACAAUAGAAUCCUGCAGACAGUACAAAUGCACCUUUAAUUUGCUUUUAGCCACAUAUUCUAGCCAAAAAUGUGACUUUUGUUUUUCAGUUGCCUUUCAGUCGGUCACUCUGUAUAACAUACUAUGGGGAGUCAACGACCAAUUCUAAUCACCUGAAGCAAACGGAUAUCACGGCCAACGGGCCAAUGGAUGCCGAGCCCGCCCUCGAAAGCCCCGUCUGGGGUCGUGAGAGAAACUCUGAAAUAAAAUAUAUAAAAUCGCACUUGGUUAAUAGAACAGGGGUUAUUGAAGUACUGUCAGACUGAUUUGUAAUAGACUGUCACAGUCUCAAUUAAAAAAGUAAACAUUGGCUGUGGAUUACAUAACUAUAAUUUUUUUACAUGUUGGGGUUGCAAAAUGUUUGUUUGACAUCAAAAUGGGGUCGUGACUCGUGAGCCAAAUAUGUUUGGGAACCUCUGCCCUAGAUGUUGCCAGUUUUGGGCCUUGGUAUCGGUUUUUGUGUUUGUGAAAAACCCACUACUUUCUGCUCUGCUUGUGUAGCCAAUGCUUCCUUGCUUGACUAAGAUGGCCAGUGGUAAGAGUAAGUUCAAAAAGGCUAACCAGCCGAGUUUGAACCUCCGACCGUGCCCUAGGUGGUUUUCACAAAGAAAAUUAAAGAUACUCACGAGUGCUGUCCUAUUUCCUGGGGUGGAAACACGCUCAGGAGGCCUUGGCUCAGACCAGUUCGUGUGACCAUUGUCUCCGGCUGGGUUCAACUUCCAUUGGGAGUCGGGCUGCCUUUGUGAAGAAGAUUGGUGGUUAGAGUGGAGUUCAGCCGAGUGAGGCUCAUUCCGGUUUCUCUGGCAGUGUUCAGAGUCAGGACUCCUGGGAUGAUUUACUAUCCUACAUCAACAUACAAGGAGGGACGCAGUCUCUCUCUCUCUCUCCUAAACCUGGCCUGUUGUCUGCUCAUAUGGAGCAGUGCGCAUUUCCUGUCGCUCAGGGCGACGUAUCUUCCCAGAUCUUUCAACGUGGGUGAAGAUCUACUUUCUAGGGGGGGUCCUAUCUCUAUGGAGUGGAGAGUGCACCCCUUGGUGGUGGACCAGAUAUGGGACCGGUUCGUCAGAGCCAACGUAGAUCUUAUGCAGCGCAAGAAUACGCAUUGUCAUCUGUUCUUCUCAAUAAGGGAUCUGGGCGCUCCAUUGGGAACGGCCCCGUACCCUGCUCUAUGUGUUUUUCUGGUGGACCUGAUUCAGGCCAUCGAGGAUAGGGUCCAUCAGGAGGGUGUGUUGUUGAUUUUGGUGGCUCCCCGUUGUCCAGACAACCCUGGUUCCCAGAGAUAAUCCGCCUGUUGGGCUGGGUCAUCGGUAUCUAUUGUCCCAGGCGCACGGAAGAAUUUGGCACCCACGACCGCAGAUAUGGGAUCUGUGGGUUUGGACCCUGAAAGGUUGAAUUUGUCAGCUAGGGGUUUUCCCUCUAACGUGAUUAUGACUUAGAAAUGCUAAUUAAUUAAUGAGGAGAGACAAGGUCAAUCACCAAUCAGGAUAUUACUUUAUUCAAAAUGUAUUAAUAAGGGAGCAGGUCACACCACACACACAAAUGAAUAGAGUGAGUGCUCUGCAAUAAUGAGGCUGGUCGACCCCACACUCUUGAGUGUUGGGCCGAGAGCUCUGACAUACAGAGAUAAACAGAGGUCUUAUAUAGUAGACCAAUAAUGCUUAGUCAUGGCUGGUUCCACCACAACUGUCUCAAUGUGUCGAACCAACAGAUAUCUACUGGAUGAGGUGGCAAAUAUCAGAGUCCUCUGUGUUCUCAUGCGAUUACUAAGAACUGUUUGUUCUUAGAAUAGAGGAUAAGGAGAGACUUCGUUCGGAACAGAGAUACCUUGUAUCCGAACAUGCAAGUUUCAGAGUACAGAGGGUGGGGGUAAGAACACGAGAUGUGCACAGCCGUGGUGGAUUAGAUACAGAGAUAGAGUUAUGUUAUAACAGCAACUUACACAACCAGAGUAACAGGAUUGUACACACCUAUAAUUUAUAUUAACCUUGAAGUAAUGCUAAUACUAUUUUUUCUCUCACAGACUGCAUAGUUGGCGCGUUCACCCUCUAUGAGAGGAUCGCAUACAUACUGUAUAAGUGACGCACAUUUGAGGGUUGGUGUCAGGUUAAAGGAGUUUCUCCUUUUUCAGAGCUCUUUUGGUGGACAUUUUGAUGUUCUUGCAAGAGCUUUUUGAGCAGGGCCUUUUUCCACAUUGAAGAUUUAUAUGGCAGCCAUCUCAGGAUUGACGGCUCUACCCCAGGGUCUCAUCCUCUGGUUGUGCGGUUCCACAUUGAGUGAGCCGCCGUUUGAACCAAAGGAGUCUGUGGACCUGAAGGUCCUUCCUACAAGACUGCCCUGCUCAUGGCCUUGGCGUCGGCCAAGCGCGUUGGGGAUUUCCAAGUGCUAUUAGUACACCCUUCCUGUUUGGAGUUUGCGCCUGGCGACUCCAAUGUGAGGUUACGUCCUAAUGCAGCUUUUGCUCCAAAGGUUAUACCUAUGUCUUACAGGUCCCUGGCUUUCAAGCUGUUCCCUAUCUCACCUCCUCUGUUUGCUUCCAGUGAACAACAGAGGUUGCAUGGCCUGUGUCAUAUGCACGCUUUACGCACGUAGAUAUGGAUAGGACCAAGGAUAUCCACAUUAAUGACCAGCUUUUUCCCUAAUCCAGCUCGGGGUAGGGCACUUUCUAAUUGGAUAGUGGAGGCUAUCUCCCUGGCGUGUGACAGCAAAGGGCAAGGGUAACCUAGCAGUGGGCGUGCUCACUCCACUAGGGGUGUGGCGGCUUCUUGGGCAUUGUUCGGGGGCAUGACGAUUGGUGAUAUCUGUGCUGCAGCGAUUUGGGCUUCCCCACAUACCUUUGUGAGGUUUUAUCGCUUGGACGUAUGUGCUCCCAGUGUGGCUCAUAGUGUUCUUAUGGCUGGGUCCAGGACGUGGUGUGUUAGGGAGUGGUGUGUUGGGAUGGGUCCAGGAGUGGGUUUAGGGAGUGUGGUCCAGGUGGGUUCCAGGAGUGGGUGUUAGCGAGUGGUUGUUGGGGAGUGGGUCCAGGAGUGGGUCCAGGGUGGGUUGUUUAGGGAGUGGGGUUGGGGAGUGGGUCCAGGAUGGGGUGUUAGGGAGUGGGUCCAGAGUUGGUCCAGAGUGGGUGUUGGGGAGUGGGUCCAGGAGUGGGUCCAGGAGUGGGUGUUGGGGAGUGGGUCCAGGAGUGGGUGUUAGGGAGUGGGUCCAGGAGUGGGUCCAGGAGUGGGUGUUAGGGAGUGGGUGUUGGGGAGUGGGUCCAGGAGUGGGUCCAGGAGUGGGUGUUAGGGAGUGGGUCCAGGAGUGGGUUCCAGGCUGGGUGUUAGGAGCUGGGUGUGGGGAGUGGGUCCAGGAGUGGGUCCAGGAGUGGGUGUUAGGCACAGUGCAGGUUGCGCAUUUAUUCAGGUUACCACAGUUUCCCUUUGGGUUUGAGCCUUUGGCUGCCGCAGUUCGUCGAUAACGCGGCGUGCAAAUGCGCAUUAUCAAGUCACCGCAGGUGCCCUGUUGUUUUGGACUUGCGGUUCCUUGUGUGAGUUCUGGCAUUCCAGACUCCUCAGGUCUUGGUGUGAGCCUUUUUGGAACCGGUAGGGUCUAUGGACUUGGGCCACCGUGAUCGAUGUUAGGCAGCAUUUUGUCCGGGUUAUCACAGUUUCCCUGCGGGUUUAAGCCUUGGUCUGCCGUGGCAGCACGCGAGUAUACCGUUUCCAGGUUACUGCAGGUUUCCUGUGGGUUUGACCCUCAGGCUGCCGUGGUUCAUCGACUCUGGCCGAUGCUAUGCAGCGCGCGCGUGCGCUUUACCAAGUCACGACAGGUGUUUUGGACUUGAGGUUCCUUGUACGAGUUCUGACAUUUCAGGCUUGCAAGUUAAGUAUUGUUAUUGGGACCGUGUGGUCUUGGGACUUGGGCUGCAGUGGCAGCGUGUCAGUGCGCAUAGCCAAGUUGCAGUAGGUUCUGGUUCCCUAUAUUGGGCUCUGACAGUUUAGGCUUCUCUGGUAAAUAUUAGGCUUCUGUAACCCCUUUUUGGAGACGGUGGAACCUGUGUAUGCUUGGCCUGCCGUGGGCCCCCUAGUUUGGUACCCUCUGAGCCGGCUUGGGGGCGUGAUAGUAUGUCCCCAUAGUAUGUUAUACGACUGAAAGGGAACGUACAGUUAUGAAUAUAACUACGGUUCCCUGAAGGAGGGAACGAGGUAUAACAUAUUUUGGCCCCGCACCGUCAGGGGGUUUGCAAAUACAGUACAUAUAAAACGUACAGUACAGUACAGUACACACUCAGCACAUACAGUACAUAUAAAACGUACAGUACAGUAUAGUACACACUCAGCACAUACAGUACAUAUAAAACGUACAGUUGUGAAUAUAACUACUGUUCCCUGAAGGAGGGAACGAGGUAUAACAUACAAUGGGGAGUCCAACGACCAAUCCUAUUCACCUGAAGCAAACUUAAAUUACGCCCAACAGGCCAAUGGAUGCCGAGCUCGUCCUCGGAAGCCCCGCCUCUCUGGUUAUAAUACCACAGAAUAGCCGCAUGUGCACACUCCCUCAAAUCGUUUGGAGAAAAUAACCUUUCUAUUUUAUUCAGUUUUGUUCAAUUGUAUUCUUCAUACUAUAAAAUAAUAUAAAAUCAUGCCACGGGAAUUCUAAGCAAAUCAUGUCUGCUAAAUGAGCUAGUGUAGCCCACAGCCAUUUGGCAUAGCCAGAUCAGGACCUAACAUAAGGACAACUAUGCUAUUCUGUUCUUCUGAAAUAGACUACAUUUUCUUCAUAUCAUGCUUCUUUAGACCUGUCUAAAAUAAAUAAUGGAUUUAUUGUGAAGGUGUAGGCUAUAUUACAUGGAUUUAUUAGACUUUUUAAAAUGUAGAUGUUCCAAAGGUCUGCAUCAGUGGCUUGUAGGCUAUGUGUGGAAGCCAGGGCAGCACUUAUCCCUAAUUGCUCAUGUAAGUCGCUCUGGAUAAGAGUGUCUGCUAAAUGACUCAAAUGUCAAUAUAAUGCUAAAUGUGUUUAUGUUAACUACAAUUCAAUUACAGUGAGACCGACAGUUAUUUGCUUGACAAUCACUGGCUGACGAAAUUUCGUGACUGCCACAGCCCUACUUGGAAAUGAUUGAUAGUUUACGACAGUAACCUUAUGCUUCCCUCCAGGUGUUCCUAGGCUCUGGAGGUAGGGUGGAGAAGUACUCCUCCAUGAUCAUCCAGCCCAACUCACCCAUCAGCAGCGACCUUCUCCUGGACCAGACGGAGUCCCACAUCUACAUCAUGACCAGCACAAUGGUUAGUCUGAGUGGACACCACACAGCAAAACACAGCUCAAACACAUCAUCACUAGCUAGUUGACUCUCCUAAUAUAGAGCAGGGAUCAUCAACUACAUUCAGCCACAGGCCGUUUUUUUUUCUUGAGCUGAUGGUUGGGGGGCGGAAUGCAGUGAAGUCAAUCAAGGGUAGGUACAGAUGUGUUUUUGCAUUUUGUCUGACCAGCCAUUGGCACACUCCCUUUUAGAUUAGAAGGCCUUCCCAUGAAAAGCAAGUACUAUAAAGUGUGUGUGUGUGUGUGUGUGGGGGGGGGGGGGGGGGGGGGGGGGUUAGGGGGAAUUUAUAAAUGAUAUAACACAAUUAUAGCACCUCUACAGCUUCAUUGUCCAUGUAUAGUACAGCUGUUCAUAAGAAAGGGAUGUGGGUAAUCUUUCAGGUGGAGAAGCGGCCGGUGGCAGAGUGUGAUCACCUGGACUGUCAGUCCUGUCUCUCAACCCGAGACCCUUACUGUGGCUGGUGUGUUCUGGAGGGCAGGUGAGGAAGCACCAACUCACUAUUCUAAUUCUAUACCACAGAGAGUCAAGUUAAUAAGAGCUUGAAAAUAUAGGAAGAGCAAAGGCAAAAUGUCAACAUUAACUUAUGAUCACCUUCCCAUUUCUUCCUCUCUUUGGACCUGUGUUCCACCCCUCACCCCCAUGUCCCCCUGUGAUGGCAGGUGUGGCCAGCGUUCCCAGUGCAGUCGGGGGGCUCUGCAGGGCCAAUGGCUGUGGAGCUUUGACCAGCAGCAGCAGUGUCUCAGUAUCCAAUCCUUGAGCCUGUAUAACAUCAGCCGUGGAGAGGAGACAGACGUAAGACAUGAGAAGUGCAAGAUACAGUGUUGUUUUGAGCUUGAAAUGAAAAAAAUAGAAUACCCUUUGACACCUGUUUGUCUGUCUGUCCCUCUUUCAAUUCAAUUUCAAUUUCAAUUCAAUUUCAAUUCAUUACUUUAUGCAUGACAGCUAGCACCGAUGCAGUACUUUAGACCAUUGGCGCCCACUCGGGAGUCCCCGACACAAAGUAUAUGAAAGCAGUGCUUUCCAUGCAGGUGUGGUUCCUAAGUGAAUUAAGCAAAUUAACAUCCCCAUCAUGCUUAGGUCGAUGUAUAAAAUACUGGGGGCAGGCCAUUAUUUUUGGCUAACCUGGUUAUGCCCCCUAGGAUGACAUGCCCCCAUCCACAGGGCACUCAGGGUCACUGAAUGGUUUGAUGAGCAUGAAAAUGAUGUAAACCAUAUGCCAUGGCUGCCUCAGCCACCAGAUCUCACCCAAUUCAACACUUUAUGGGAGUCUUAUUGAGCGCCCCCUGAGACAGCAAAGCGUUUUUCUGCAAGAGAUCUAGCACAUCAACAAAACACCAAAUGAAUGGAAUUUCUCCAUUUCCAGAAAUGACAAUGUGCAUAUUGAAGCUGUUCUGACUUGGUGGGUUGGCCAACACCCAUUAAGUUAAGACACUUAUGUUGGUGUUUCCUUUUAUUUUUUGGCAUUUACCUGUAGGUUUGACUCAAUAACACAUGAGGCACAUGGAAUGUAUGUUGUGAUGUUACUUUUCCAUUGACUACUUCAACCUCUUGGUGAUUUCUUUCUUUCCUCCAUCCCGUGUGGCCAAGGGGUGUGGAGGUUUACUGUCCAAGACGUUACCCACCCCCCCUGUUGCAGUGUCCUGAAGGUUACUGCCAAGAAGUAACAGACCUCUUAUCAUAAGAAAUUUAAAAACGAAGGGUCUGACUGAGACACCUAGUGUAUCGGAGCACUCCAGGACCACCGCUAGGGCCCUCCUCACCCUCUUAUCCCCAUCCUCAUGUCACUGGCUACAGUCCCAUACUGUGUCCUUCGUGAGGUGACGGGGGAGAGCUGGGGUUUUCAAGCUGUACUGGAGGACUCCCACUGCCAACUGGCCCAUUGCUACACUGGGGCCCAUUGAGAUUCACUGGCCCAUUGAUACACUGGGGUCUGAGGUGACGAGUGACAAUGUAGAGGGGCUGAUUGCCCUUUAUUAAAAUGUUUCACAAUUGCAGGUUCAUGAACAUAUCCAACCAAUUUAACUCCUGCUGUAUUAUUGUGUGAUAUAAUGGUAAUAAUAUUUUCAUGUUUUCUUUCUUUUCUCUACAGGUGGAGUGGUUCUUUGGUGGAUGAGGGGAGACUUGAUUUUAAUGUCAGAAACAACUGGUUAGACAUUGUAUAACAUAUAUAUUCUAUGUUUUGUAUAACAAACUUGAAAUGUUUGAGCAUUUUUUAACAACUGUUUUUAAAAACUGUUUUUAUUUUCUUGCAAGAAUAUUUCUAUGCACUUGGUAUGUCCUCUGAGCUAACUUCUUGCUCGUCUUCCUCCUGGUCACCAACCGUCAUGCUCCCUCGCUGUCCUCACUUCUCCCCGCGUCUCCAGAAAUGAUACUUCCUUUGAGCACUGGUUCCUGCCACCAGACCCCUCUGUGGCAACGUCUACGUGGGGCCAGGGACCCACCUCUUGUCCAACUGGUCGGCUGGCGGCCUACGUCUGGAGCAGGAGGAGGGGACCGGCCCGUGACUGAUAGUAAGGAUUGUCUUCCCCCUGUAAACCGAGGCCAACUGUCCACAAGGCCCGGCGCACCUCCAACCACAACAACUGCUCUGGUGGAACCCCCUCAGCCAUGGAGCUCAUCAACUGUGGUAACGGUCCACCAGGGCACCUGCCAAGAAGCGCAGCCUUGUCUGUGAAGGAGGGUGCUGUUCCCUCCACAGAGAGACCGGUGGACCCCCGUACGGGGCGGCCAACGACCCGGGGUGUCCACGGUGGGGCUGGUGUUUGGGCCCCCGAGGCGGGGAGCGGGCCGUGCUCUACUGGGCCCGUGGUUCACAAUCAGCCAUCCGCCCAUCUCCACCGGCAUCUGGCCCCUGAUCCUGUUGUUCUCAUACGACGAGACUGCCAAGCUUGGCCGUGGCGGGAAGGCUCUCGGAGUACGACACCAUUGUUGGUAGCUGCCUUCGCUCGCCGUGGGCAUGUGUACUCUUGUUCUAUCGCCGUGACAUUAAGGCUGUGUCUCGGGAAUACCUACGUAUGCGCCCGUGUGUGGUCUGGAUACACCUCCCUACUACUUCUAUGAGAGGUACCCUGUUGUCACUCCUCCAUACCUCUCCUCCCCAGAGGAGGAACUACAACCUUCCUGCAGGCGGCCCAGGUGGGCAGGGGGCGGCAGAGAAGGGGAUGGCUCUUGCUCGGGGUCUUCUCUCCACCCCGGGCCAGCUUCCUCCAACGGGCCCUCAGACGCACCUCGGCUCUGUGUGUGUACCCCCCGGAACGAGCUGGACAGACACAACAUCGAUUCCAUCCACACGAGACAUGUGUUACAACACGCUGGAUGGCCGGUGGAGGGAGGAGGGGAGGUGGCCUACAUCGAUACUAGGUUCAAGUCCAGCUGUGCCAACUUACCCACGGUUAAGUAUUCAUGGGAAGCAGAUGUUGUAAACCUUUCACAUGAUCAUCUGUUUCAUCAUAAUGAAAGAAAUGUCAAUGUUAUUUCUCCACUGCUCAUGCUAUGGCAUUUGCCUUGUUUUUCCUAAGGUCAGGUUUACUACAAUGAAUGCCUUAUAUCUAGUUCAUCCCACUCUGUUCUCUACCUGGCCGAUGUCAUGCUUAUUGGACUAAUCCUGCUUUAAAGCAAAGACAGCCGUAGAUAGAGGAAGGCCCAUGAUUCAUGAAGCGCGCUUAACGAGCCCUGUGUCAAACAGCCAAAGAGAUCCUGAUGCCUGGGAGUGAAGUAUCCACGCAGGCUUAUGAACCCGGGAUGACCCCCAGCCAUCCGUCUGGGCCCGAAGCCCGGAGCUCAUCAAGCCUGCUUGCCCUGUAGCCCGGGCAUUUUAAUAAAACAACUGUCCGACCUCAUCUAUCGGACUGUUAAAUGAAGGCUGACAGGUGGGAGCAGCCGCUUGAAGGUCCAACGAGACGGACAGAUGAUUGGAACAGAAAGUUUAAUUUGGUAAACAAGUGCGCUUUAAAAGGAAACAACCGGAACAAAUACAUCCCAAUUGACUGGAGUUGGGCUGAAUACUUAUUGGUAGGAUUAAGGGUGUUACCCAAAUCAAAGGAGCAAGAUUGCAACCUUGGUAAUCUUUCCAACUAUCUAAUAUUAAUCCUCUUAUCAAAACUAAGAUGAAUUGGUUAGACUGUGAGUCCAAUGGUGUGAAAGGAAUCUUUCGAAUGGAAGUAAUCUGUUGAAUGACUAACCAGGUUUCCAGUGAAUAAUGUGAACGAAAAUUCUCUGAGAGAAGUGUUUGUUUUUUCUCUGUGUUCCAGAACACCCCUGAAGGCUUAUCCCUGUGGCUCUGA